Molecule: messenger RNA, 2456 nt
Organism: Rhinolophus ferrumequinum (greater horseshoe bat)
Lineage: Eukaryota; Metazoa; Chordata; Mammalia; Chiroptera; Rhinolophidae
Gene: ZNF768
Product: zinc finger protein 768
Exons: 3
Coding region: 339-1919 (526 amino acids)
Biological process (GO): transcription by RNA polymerase II
Molecular function (GO): DNA binding
Source: RefSeq, a predicted model, not a curated record
CCGCCGGCUCCACCGCGCUCAGACCUCCCCCACCUCCAGGCCGGGCCAUCCAGCCCAGGGUUAAUGCCAACGAGUUUCCACCUCCAGCCGCUCCUAGAGAGGCCGCGGCGUUAGCCAACGGGGGAAACUGGCCGCGGACGGACACUUCCUGUGCGGGGGGAGGGGGUCGGACAACCGCAGCCCAGCCCGAGCUGGGGGGCCAGACGGCGGGGUCUCGGGCGGGAAGCGGUGUCUGGGGGCGGCAGGGCGAGUCGUGAAGCCCCUAGUCUCCGAGGCCACAACGCGUGGGGGAUCGUCCGCCAUCGCCGCCGCCGCCGCAGCACUGGAAGCCAGCGGGGAUGGAACGGGAGGCGUCGCCGUGGGGCGUCGAGCCCCGGGAUGUGCAAAGUCCUGACGAAAUAGGGAGCCCCGAAGGGUCCCUCAAAGGCAACAUGAGCGAGAAUGAGGAAGAGGAAAUUUCUCAGCAAGACGGCCCUGGGGACUAUGAAGUCGAAGAGAUACCUUUUGGGCUUGAACCCCAGAGCCCUGGGUUCGAGCCGCAAAGCCCAGAGUUUGAACCUCAGAGCCCCAGGUUUGAGCCUGAAAGCCCAGGUUUCGAGUCCCGAAGUCCUGGGUUUGUGCCCCCAAGCCCUGCAUUUGCACCCAGAAGCCCUGAAUCAGAUUCUCAGAGUCCUGUGUUUGAACCACAAAGCCCUGGGUAUGAGCCCCGGAGCCCUGGGUAUGAAUCUCAAAGCUCCGGGUAUGAACCCCAGAACCCUGAGUUCAAAACCCAAAGCCCUGAAUUUGAAGCUCAGAGUUCCAAGUUUCAGGAAGGUGCAGAGAUGCUUCUCAGUCCAGAGGAGAAGAGUCCGUUGAGCAUCCCCUUGGGAGCCCAUCCCUUGGACUCCUUCACCCAGGGGUUUGCGGAGCAGCCCACAGAGGGCCUGUCCCUAGGGCCACCUUUUGAGAUUCCCACAGGGGCCCUGUUGUCUACACCGCAGUUUGAGGUGCUCCAAAAUCCCCUGGGCCUGACUGGGAACCUGAGGGGUCCAGGCAGACGGGGUGGCCGGGCCAGGGGUGGGCAGGGCCCUCGGCCUAAUAUCUGCGGCAUCUGCGGGAAGAGCUUUGGGCGAGGCUCCACCCUGAUCCAGCACCAGCGCAUCCAUACCGGUGAAAAGCCCUACAAAUGUGAGGUCUGUAGCAAGGCCUUCUCCCAGAGCUCUGACCUCAUCAAGCACCAGCGCACCCACACAGGCGAGCGGCCCUACAAGUGUCCCCGCUGUGGCAAGGCCUUCGCCGACAGCUCUUACCUGCUUCGCCACCAGCGCACCCACUCUGGUCAGAAGCCCUACAAGUGCCCACACUGUGGCAAGGCCUUUGGCGACAGCUCCUACCUCCUGCGGCACCAGCGCACCCACAGCCAUGAGCGGCCCUACAGCUGCCCCGAGUGUGGCAAGUGCUACAGCCAGAACUCGUCCCUGCGUAGUCACCAGAGGGUGCACACCGGGCAGAGGCCCUUCAGCUGUGGCAUCUGUGGCAAGAGCUUCUCCCAGCGCUCGGCACUUAUCCCCCACGCACGCAGCCAUGCCCGCGAGAAGCCCUUCAAGUGCCCUGAGUGCGGCAAGCGCUUUGGCCAGAGCUCAGUGCUGGCCAUCCAUGCCCGCACCCACCUGCCGGGCCGCACCUACAGCUGCCCCGACUGCGGCAAGACCUUCAAUCGCUCGUCCACGCUGAUCCAGCACCAGCGCUCACACACAGGCGAGCGGCCCUACAGGUGUGCCGUGUGUGGCAAGGGCUUCUGCCGCUCAUCGACGUUGCUGCAGCACCAUCGGGUCCACAGUGGGGAGCGGCCCUACAAGUGCGAUGACUGUGGAAAGGCCUUCUCCCAGAGCUCUGACCUCAUCCGCCACCAGCGGACCCACGCCGCCGGCCGGCGCUGACCCGAGGGCCCUGUCGGGGGCAGGGCGGUGCUGGGCCCAAGAGGAGGGGACAGGGAGCUGGAGAAACCUGGAGAGAGAAUAGUGGGAAAGCCGGAGGAGCAAGGAAGAGUUGAGGAUUCUAGGAGACGGGGACCAGGGUGGGGGAAGUUACGUGCCCUGGAGACUUACGGGAAAUGGGUAAUGAAGAGGGGCUGGAGGGAGGCCAAACGGGCAGCGGGAGGCCCUGGGAGAAUCCAGAAAGAGGUCAGCAGACAGCUGCCCUCAGCAAUGGCGUGUACCUGGAAGAUGCCUGGCUUGGCAAAACGCUAGGUGGGGGUGGGGGGAGGGAAGGGUUGGGUCACUUCGUUAGAGUGGGGUAGCUUAGAUUGGUAGCUACUGAGACCCUUGUUGAGUCAGGAAGGGGUGAGGGUAGGUGGGGUGGGGAGUAACGCCCGGAGUGGGGCCUGGGUCUCUGAGUGCAAACCCCAGCCUCCCUUGUCUUCUUCAGGCUUUGGAGCCCCUGAAUUUGAGUUCAAUAAAAACCUUUAUGUGGUAAAA